Molecule: messenger RNA, 282 nt
Organism: Symbiodinium sp. CCMP2456
Lineage: Eukaryota; Dinophyceae; Suessiales; Symbiodiniaceae
Source: the annotation of a GenBank genome assembly
GCUCGAUGCAUCGCGUCACAGCGGAAGGAGCGAAGGGGCAACCAGGGGAUCCUGACGGCCUUCUCCCAGCUGGUUUUGAACACCUGGGGCGUCAGUCUACAGGAAGCCUUCGCCCACUUUGAUGUGGAGGGCAGUGGGGUGAUCUCCUUCGACAACUUCGCGCAAGUUGUGGCCAAUGACCUUGCAUACGAGGGUGCGGCCAAGGACCUCUGGGACAUCCUCGAUGUACAAAGCAAGGGCUACCUGGAGGAGGAGGAGUGGUCCCAGCUCGGCGCAUCGGAG